Molecule: messenger RNA, 1026 nt
Organism: Eublepharis macularius
Lineage: Eukaryota; Metazoa; Chordata; Lepidosauria; Squamata; Eublepharidae
Gene: GBX1
Product: gastrulation brain homeobox 1
Exons: 2
Coding region: 1-1026 (341 amino acids)
Biological process (GO): regulation of transcription by RNA polymerase II; regulation of nervous system development
Cellular component (GO): nucleus
Molecular function (GO): DNA-binding transcription factor activity, RNA polymerase II-specific; RNA polymerase II transcription regulatory region sequence-specific DNA binding
Source: RefSeq, a predicted model, not a curated record
AUGCAGAGACCGACGGGGCAAGGCGCCGCCUUCUCGAUCGACUCGCUCAUCGGGCACUCCCCGCCCGCCCCGCGCUCCGGCCCCCUGCUCUACACCGGCUACCCGAUGUUCAUGCCCUACCGGCCGCUCGUCCUCCCCCACGGGCCGCUGCAGACGGCUGCCGGGCUCCCGCCGCUGGCUCCGCUGGCCUCCUUCGCCGGCCGCCUCACCAACUCCUUCUGCGCCAGCCUCGGCCAAGCCGUCCCGUCCAUGGUGGCGCUCACCACGGCCCUGCCCAGCUUCGGGGAGGCCCCCGACGGCUUCUACCCAGCGCAAGAGCUGCCGGCCACCGGCCGAGGCAACGCCGAGCCGCCCUGCCGCCGACGGAGCGCCGCUGACAGCCUGGAGAGCGACGAGCUGCCCGCCGGCCGGGACAAAGCCCCCCCCGAGCCGCCCCUCCACUUCCCGGAGCCCUUCCCGCACCUGGCAGAGGGGAAGGCCUACAGCUCGGACGAGGAGAAGCCGGCGGGGCGGCCAGGCGAGGCGGCGGCGGCGGGCGGCAGCGAGCGCGAGGACGACGACAGCUCGGCCGAGGCGGAGAGCGAAGAGGAGCCGCCGCUGGACGGGGCGGCCGGAGGCCCGGCGGCCAAGGGCAAGGCCCGGCGGGGCGGCGGCGGGGGCGAGGCGCCGCUGGGGGGCGCGGCGGCGGCGGGGGCCUCGGGCGGCCCGGGCAAGAGCCGGCGGCGGCGCACGGCCUUCACGAGCGAGCAGCUGCUGGAGCUGGAGAAGGAGUUCCACUGCAAGAAGUACCUGUCGCUGACGGAGCGCUCGCAGAUCGCGCACGCCCUCAAGCUCAGCGAGGUGCAGGUCAAGAUCUGGUUCCAGAACCGGCGCGCCAAGUGGAAGCGCAUCAAGGCCGGCAACGUCAGCGGCCGCGCCGGCGAGCCCGUCCGGAACCCCAAGAUCGUCGUGCCCAUCCCGGUGCACGUCAACCGCUUCGCCGUGCGCAGCCAGCACCAGCAGCUCGAGCAGGCCCAGCGCCCCUGA